AAGUGGUGGUGAGGAGGCUGAUGGAGAUGCAGCAGCUGCCCCGCCAGCAGCAACAACAGCAGGGGCAGCAGUCGCAUUUCGGAGCAUCAGAGGAUGAGGAUUUAGAGCAGAAACAGCAACAACCACAUAACCAACCACAACAACCACACCAACCGCGGCGCCAAUAUCAUCAACACCAACAAGAACGACAACAUCUCAAGGAUGCGGAAAUGAUGACCGAUAGGACAAGCGAGAAGCAACAGCAGCAAGAACACCACCAGCAAAAACAAUCAGAAGAUACGGAUAAACAACUAACCAACGAUCAAGACGUAGACGAUGGGGAGAAUGACCAGGAGGAAGUUGAAGAUGAGGACGAAGACGAGGACGAUGAUGAUGGCACCAUUGUGGAGGACAGCGAUGCCACCAGCUGCAGCAGUUGUCGACGAGCCGAACUGGAGGAUAAUCAGCAAGAACAGCCGCCGACGUCAUCUCCCCAAAAGGAUCGGGAACAAGUCACAUAGGGCCAUCUUCUUCCACAAAAUGAAGAGAGGCUGCACACGAGCACUUCAUUUUAGCUUGUCCAUCGGCUGCAAACAACACCGAUUGGUUGGUGGUAAAGAUUACAUCAUAUGCUCAGCAAAUAUAACUGAACAAGCGGAAAAAUGUUAAAUAAGAAAGCGCUACUAGAACACACAAUACACAUACAUACACUAGAAGAAACAGAGGAACUUGUUUACAAGCACGAACCAACGAUGUUUAGUUUCGAAAUCACCAUUUCCCAUCCUAAACCUCAGCAUGUUGAUAAUAUAGUUUAGAAUAAGCAAUUGGUUACCAUUUGGAUUCGCAUUCGCUCCCCAUGAUUCAAACAUCUGUUGAAAUAUACGUUUAAUAAUUUCUUUGCAAAUGUUUUAUGUGCUGGAGCAUUGCUUGGACUUAUAAUUUACGUAUAAAACCUGCGCAAUUAAACAAUUGUUAACAAGAAAAGGACCAAGAACCAUGUGUUAUAUUAUUUAUGUUUAUUAUUUUACCUUUUUUAUUUUCAAUCCAAUUUCGUUGGCGCUUAGCAGAGGCAAGAACCAGACACACACACACACGUACACAUAGCACAGGCAACAACCACCACUACAACCGAACGAGUAAAGUAAAGAAAAAAACUGAAUAUUUAACAAAAUUGUAAGGAAAACUCACAUAUUUUUCUGUCGGAUGGAUUAUUUAUGUGUAUUGAACUCUCAACACUUGUAAUCGGAAACCAAGCAGAAAGUAUAUAUAAAAAAUAGUAUAAUGUGAAAUUUGCACACACACCAUACUCACUCACACACACAGACGCUCUCUGCACACCUAAUGGGUACACAGAGAAAAAUAUCUUGAAAUUGGCAUGCUUCUCCCAAAAAAACAAUGGUAUCCAUAACUUGAAUCGGUUUUUUGAAUUGUCAAAAAUACGCAGUUUUAAAAAUUGCAUUUGUUAGGUUUUUUGUACCGAAAAUGUUAUAUUUUUAUCUGAAUGAAGACCUUAUCUUGCAACAUAUGUAGCUAUUAUAAAUGAUUCGAAGUUUA
Molecule: messenger RNA, 1533 nt
Organism: Drosophila sechellia
Lineage: Eukaryota; Metazoa; Arthropoda; Insecta; Diptera; Drosophilidae
Product: ataxin-8
Exons: 1
Coding region: 21-500 (159 amino acids)
Source: RefSeq, a predicted model, not a curated record